AUGCUUACCCAAUUCUUUCAAUUAAAUGUUGAUGAUGAAACUACAAAUUGGUACUUAUAUCGAGAGAUCCCGCAACACUAUAAAUGGUGCAACAGUGCAAAGAUUUGGCAGUUGAGAUUGAACCAUCAAAGAGUAAUUGGUAGAAUUUACACAAUUUCACCAUCAGAAGGGGAGAGAUUUUACCUGAGAAUUUUACUCAAUCAUAUCCGAAGACCAAAAUCAUUUGAUCAUUUGUUAAUGAUUAAUGGAAUUGCGUACCCAACUUUUAAACAAGCAGCUGAACAUCAUGGUUUGUUAGAGCAUGAUGAUAGCAUAGGACAAUGUUUGUUAGAAGCUGCAACCAUGCACAUGCCAUCAACUUUAAGGAGAUUGUUCGUUACAAUUUUGGUUUACUGUGUGCCAACAGGGGUGCGAAGUUUGUGGGAUGGAAUUUAUCCUUACUUGAUUGAAGAUUACAUAUCUACAAACAGUAUGAAUAAUAUGUAUAUCCUUAACAAAACCCUGCAAGAUAUAAACUGUCUCCUGCUACAGCAUUAUAAGAACAUAUCAGAAUACGAUUUGCCUGAGAUGACAAUGAAUUUGGAUGAUAAUUCAACAGUUCCAAAGGUCAUACAAGAUGAGCUUUCCAUUGUAACUCCUCAAAAAGACUUAAAUUCUAUUGCCACAUUAAAUAUGAGAAGUCAAGGUCGAAUUGCCAUUGUAACAGCAACUUCUAGAAUUGCAGCUAUACUUUUACCUAGUGGAAGGACAACCCAUUCAAGAUUUAAGAUCCCAUUAAAUCCAGAGGCUUCGUCCGUGUGUUCCAUUACUAAACAAUCAGAUUUGGUAAAAUUGAUUAGACGUGCAACAGUCAUCAUUUGGGAUGAAGCUAUAAUGACAAAUCAUUAUGCUUUUGAAGCUUUGAAUCGAACACUCAUAGACAUCACUAGUAUUGAUUAUCCAUUUGGUGGCAAAAUUAUGGUGUUUGGUAAUGAUUUUCAACAAGUACUUCCAGUUGUUCCUAAAGAUGGUGUACAACCUACCAUUAUAGAUGAAAUGAUCAAUGUACCAACAUCGAUGGCAAUACUAUGGAAUGACGAAGAAUCAAUAGUUCGACUAUUAGAAGAAAUUUAUCCUGAUAUCAGAAACCAUUCUUUUGACGCCGAGUAUAUGAUUAGUAGGGGCAUAAUAACUCCUCGGAAUGAAAAUGUCGACAAGCUCAAUGAGAAAAUCAUUCAGAGAUUUCUGGGAGAAUUAAAAGUGUACCACUCAUUUGAUAAAGUUGAAAAUGAUAUCCAAAAUUUGUAUCAACAAGAGUUUUUAAAUUCCAUUUCACCAGGAGGAAUGCCUCCACAUGCAUUGCAUUUGAAAGUUAGAGCCCCAAUUAUGCUUUUGAGGAAUCUUGACCCUUCUUUUGAUUUGUGCAAUGGCCCCAGGCUACUGUGUCGAGCUUUGAACGAUAAUUUCAUAGAUUCAGAGAUUUUAACAGGACAUUUCAAAGGCACAAGAGUUUUCUUGCAUCGCAUUCCAUUAAAGGCACUGGAAAACUUAAAAUUUCCAUUUGAAAUGACUCACACACAAUUUCCAGUUUGCCUUAGUUUUGCUUUGAUGAUAAAUAAAUCACAAGGUCAAACAAUUCCACAUGUGGGAAUUUACCUUCCAAAUCAUGUAUUUAGUCAUGGGCAACUAUAUGUUGCUUUAUCUUGA
Messenger RNA from Camellia sinensis, 1686 nucleotides. RefSeq lists its product as uncharacterized. Lineage: Eukaryota; Viridiplantae; Streptophyta; Magnoliopsida; Ericales; Theaceae. The record is from RefSeq and is a predicted model, not a curated record. Gene Ontology annotation, biological process: DNA repair; telomere maintenance. Gene Ontology annotation, molecular function: DNA helicase activity.